This is a messenger RNA of Myripristis murdjan (pinecone soldierfish), 762 nucleotides long. Its product is annotated as mas-related G-protein coupled receptor member B1-like. Gene Ontology annotation, biological process: G protein-coupled receptor signaling pathway. The transcript is spliced from 4 exons. The record is from RefSeq and is a predicted model, not a curated record. NCBI's taxonomy places the organism in Eukaryota, Metazoa, Chordata, Actinopteri, Holocentriformes, Holocentridae. Gene Ontology annotation, molecular function: G protein-coupled receptor activity. Gene Ontology annotation, cellular component: membrane. Bases 1 to 762 code for a protein of 253 amino acids.
AUGGAUUUGUAUAACAUCUCCUUUGACAUGGAAGAUUGGUAUGACAUCUCCAUUGAGAACGACACUUAUGGACUGGAACCUGACUUGCCACCCACCUUUUUUGUGACAUCAUGUAUUGUCAGCUCCAUCGGCCUUCCUUUGACCUUACUCGCCAUCUACGCUCUGUAUUCCCUGGUGCAAGAGAACAAUGUUGCUCCUGUCUACGUCAUCAACCUCCUCAUCUCUGACCUUAUCCAGAUGUGCUGCUUUGUCAUCUUGGUGGCACAACCCAAGAAUUUCAUCAUGUUUGUUGUCUCUGCAAUUAUCUACAGCAUUGGUUUAAUGGCCAGUGUUGGCUUCAUGGUGUGUGUAGCCAUGGAAAGGUUUUUGGUCAUCGCCUGCCCACUGUGGUACUGCUUCAGACGAAACAUCAAGAUCACGCUAGUGGUCUGCUUAAUGAUUUGGGUUUUGCCCUUGCUCCUGGGGUUUCUUGGUUACUUUAGCUUUAAAUUUUUGCACGAAGACCUCCUCCUGCCCACCUACCUUCUCCUGCCCUUUCCCCUGCUCAUCUUCUUCCUGGCUGGGACUGUCAAAGCCCUGUCCUCCUCCAUCUCUGAGGGGUUGAGUCCCCUUAUGGACUUGGUUCUGUAUAUUUUCAUGAAGAAAGGGACUGUAGACAAGCUGCUGGGCUGCCUGUGCCGAUGCAGGAUGACCACAGAGCAAGAGCAGGGGCAGAUGUUCACUGCGGACAGCAACACUCCACAAAUGGUCAGCUCCAUGUAG